This is a messenger RNA of Bursaphelenchus okinawaensis, 411 nucleotides long. NCBI's taxonomy places the organism in Eukaryota, Metazoa, Nematoda, Chromadorea, Rhabditida, Aphelenchoididae. The record is from the annotation of a GenBank genome assembly.
AUGCAUUGGGUGGUGCUGGCUGCCGUGCUUGCGCCCUGUCUUCACGCUAAUUUGUUCUAUCUGGAGAGUGACGAACGAUGUGUCAGAGAUCAGUGCCCUCAGGCCGACUACUUUCACUACUACAAUUGUAAUGAGACGCGGUGCGACUUCCAUUUGCAGGUACAUUACUUUUAGUAGGUAAUAUGGAAGAGUAUAUGAAGACAUUUAUAGCUCGAUAAUGACCGAAAACUUAUAAAAGUCCGCCGGUAGGAAAUAAAAUUUACACCCACCUCUCCCAGCUUCAUACACUACCUAAUGCACCCCUGAUUUCAGCCGUGGCUGUUCGCCGUAGUAGCAUUCAUCGUCAUAUCAUUCUUGUUGUCGCUAGUCUGCACGUUGCUCAACUGCAUUUGUUGCUCCGACAGACGCUAA